Molecule: messenger RNA, 3768 nt
Organism: Dissoconium aciculare CBS 342.82
Lineage: Eukaryota; Fungi; Ascomycota; Dothideomycetes; Mycosphaerellales; Dissoconiaceae
Exons: 1
Coding region: 1-3768 (1255 amino acids)
Biological process (GO): RNA export from nucleus; protein export from nucleus
Cellular component (GO): cytoplasm; nucleus; RNA nuclear export complex
Molecular function (GO): nuclear export signal receptor activity; RNA binding
Source: RefSeq, a predicted model, not a curated record
AUGGACAACCCUACUCAAUCGGCGCAAGGCCCUUCUACGUCCAGCCUCGAGCAUAUCAGCAAUGCGCUGAAUGCAACUCUCGAUCCGCGUGUGCCAAAUGACGUUCGACAACAAGCCCUGCAGCACCUGGAGGCUGUCAAAUCACAAGCGGAUGCACCACUCAAUGGCUUCGCGUUAGCCAGCGACACCGCUCAGAAUGACGCCGUACGGUAUUACGGUCUCCAACUACUCGACUUCGGUGUCAAGUACAAAUGGCUAGACUACAGUGAGGAACAAACGACUCAACUUCGCACUUGGGUUCAGACUCUCGCCGCAAACCUACGAGCCAAUGAGGCACAAUUUCUUCGCAACAAGAUUGGUCAAUUAUGGGUCGAGGUCGCGAAAAGAUGCUGGGCCGGAGACUGGAUCGAUAUGGACGAACAACUGGUCAUGCUCUGGGAGGAUACCUCGAACGAGAAGAGCUUCGUGAACAAGCUGCUGGUUUUGUACAUCCUAGAGAUGUUAAGCGAAGAUAUCAUGAACAGCGAAGACACAGUGGCUGGCUUGCGUUUGGACAUUUUGGGCCCGGCGCUGAAUGAGAUCGUCAUCACAGCAGACGUCUAUGCGACCCAUCUGACAAGUCGUGGCACAAGCAAAGAAGUUAGAUCUGGGCGACAGGGUUGGCUUGGCAGAAUCUGCGAGCUCUUCUCAAUCUCCGUCAAACAAUCUCGGAUGGGGAGUGACUCGCGAACAGUCGAACUCAUGGAGCUAUGUGCUGUCAAGUCUCUCAACGCCGUUAAGUCGAUUAUGUGCUGGAUCACAUUUCAAGCCGUCGAGGAGGCGAAUCUGGUAGACUGCUUGUUUUUGCCCUUUCAUACCGACAAUGUGGCUUUGCAUACCGCCGCCGUUGAAGUUCUACUUGCCCUAGCGCAUCGACAAUCAACAUUACAACAGACCUGGAUGGGCUUGAUACGACAAAUGUUGAGGGCAGACAGGCAGCCGGCUCUUCGGUCCACCUUUGAGCAAGCCUAUGCAGGGCCUGGCGAGGACGACGAGAAGCACACUCUUCAGAAGAAGAUGUCCGAGUUGGUCUCGACUCUUGCAGAUGCUGUAGCGCAGCAUAUCGCGAUUGUUGACCAAUCCGUUGACCUGCAAUCAUUCUACGGCCUCCUCCUGCUCAUAUCACAAAGCAAGAGCCUCACAGUAUCGAUACCGGCGGUUCACAGUUGGACCAAACAAUUGAUUGUGCAGGAGAAUGUGAUCAUAGAUCUAGUCCUGGCUGCUUUGCCCUCGCUCUUGCAAAUAUGUAGCGAACGCCUACUCCGCUACGAAGCGCUCCCUGAGGAUACCAUCGACGAGACGUUGCAAUUUUUGAAUGAAGAUUUCGACACGAUCCCAGAGCGACAUGCGUUUCUUGGCAAUUACCGUCGGUAUUGUAACAUUGUGAUCCAGUCCAUCACUCGCACCAAGCCAAUUGAUGCACUCUCUUAUGUUCUCGGCGAAACACAAUCAAUGCUUGUGAGCGGACCUUACACUACAGCACGCAAUUUCGAUGCUGCUACAUAUUCGAAAAACAAAUUAUCGGUCCUCAGAUUUGACGCUCAGUACAAUGUCGUGGUCAGCGCAUUGAAAGGAUAUGGCGCAUGGACGAUGGACGUAGCAGCUCUCACACCCGCCGACCCGAUUCAUGUCAAGGCAGACAAGGACAAGGAAGACGCAGCUCAAGCUCUACAGCAGUGGUGCACCGAUAUUACGCGCGUUGAAGUUGAUGAUCCAGGGGUCACUGAACAGGUCAUGUCCAUCAUCGUGCACAUUUUAAAAAUCCUCAAACCCGUGUCGUCUAGCUUCGCUUUGGACGUCGUGCACCAUCUUCUUGUCAUGCAGUUAAAAGUGGAAUCGCAACAUGCAGCCUACACAGAAGCGGUACUGUCGUUCGAGCAUGCACGUGCGAUAGAGCUCCAAAAGCUUGCGCUGUUGUUUCCCAACGAGUUGCUCAACGUGUACGGCGAUCUUGAGCCACGGGUGAACGAAAUGACCCAGAAAUAUCAAGACGAUGCAAGGUUAGUGUGGGGAUACAGAGCGUUCCUCUUCAUGAUCAUUCAUCGCGCAAACGACAUCAAUCAGGACGUCCGGAAUGAGCGCCUCGAGCAGAUGCUCAAGCCGGUGUAUGAUGCAUGGACAAGCCCAGAUCUGGCGACUUCGGUGAGUAGCUUCAAGAGCUUUAACGAAUUCUUGGGAUUACACGAUCUGCCACAAUUCUAUCAGGAGAAAGGCUUCGAUCGGAUUCAGGAUUGGUCUGCGCAGCAAUUAGAUGAAGCUGGCCGGGCCAAGCAGGAUCUCGUCAAGCAGAGAAGUGAUCGUCUUCCGCUGCGCAUGACUAAAUCAAUGCUUGCCGCUUCGUGCGAGAAAUUAAAGCCUGGGACGAACGAGCACGAAAGCGCAACGCAGCUCUGGAGCACGCUUAUUCCAUUCGUACUGCCUCCACUGCUGCCGAUGCUUCGACAAGCAUCAGCUUUCUCGAAUAUGAACAACUGGUCAGACCUUCCGCCGGGCCUUCAGGCGGUGAUUCAAAGGUCACUCCAGGAUCGAUUUUGGCAGUCGGGUAUCUCCAAUGAGAGUAAGGAAGAAUUCUACGCUCGAAUUUCUGGCUCGAAAACGUCCUUCGAAGGCUUUGCGAGCACCAUUCGUGGAACGAUGCGGAAUGUUCGCGAAAACGGCUAUCACAUUCUAUAUUUCAUGACAAAGUUUGAGGAGACAUUCUACGGGUUACCGAAUCUGGCAGAACCUUUAGCGGACGCCUUGUUCGACGAUGUGAUCAGUUUGGGAACGAACCAUCUUUCUGCCAUCAUCAACCUCGCGACGGGUCUCGUGCAGCGAUGCCCUGCGCAUCAUCGUGUCAACUUCCUUCCGGCUUUGCUGAAAAAGAUGUUUGUCGCGCUCGAUGCCAAGAUUGCCGCAGAGUGGGAUGCGGUCGCCCGGACGGCUGAACAGAACAAACUUCAGGACGAUGACCUGAGCGACGAAAUGCGGACUGAAAGCGUUCUGCGCCAGAUCACCUACAGUAUGGUCGCUUUCGUCUCAUUUUUAUUGGAGCACGAAAAGUCGCACAGCGCACCCGCGGAGAAUGGCAGUGUCAGCGUCGCCGACAAACCUUCUGUGACCAGCAUGGUUCUCUCCGAUCCGAGUAUCUUGGAACCGCUGAUCCUAUUUUGUACCCACGCGCUUCGCAUGCAGGACACACGAUGCUGCCAAAUGAUCUGCAAAAUCUUCCGCAGCAUCAUCCCUCAAUUCGCCUCGCCGAACCAUACAUCAAUCACCGAGGUCGUCGCCGCACAAGUCGGCGACUUCAUCUGCACGGAGGUCCUCAAAGCCUGCAUCUCCUCACUCAACGAGCCCUACUUCGUCGACAUGCAGAAAGAUCUCGCAAUGCUGAUCACGCAAAUCAUCGUCCUCUAUUCGCCCAGAUCGCAGCGCCCUCGCGAGGUCAUCGCCUCCCUGCCAUCGAUGGAUCCGAACGCAGUGGACUCGACGAUUCGCACGCUCCUCAGCUCAAGCGCGAAGAGCGAGCGGAAUCAACGCUCCAUGGUACUCCAGCUCCUAGAAAGAGUGCGCGGCGUCAGUAUCCAUGAAGCUGGCAAGAUCGACCGGAGGAAGGAGCUCGCGGCGGCUAAGAAGGGCCGGCGGAGUAGUGUGCCCCAACAGUAUAUGAAAGUCGAGCAAAAGGCUGGCAUCGACCAUGGAGACGAGGCCGGUCUGGAUGGUGUUGCGGGGCUUUUUGGCGAUUCAUGA